Molecule: messenger RNA, 384 nt
Organism: Humulus lupulus (European hop)
Lineage: Eukaryota; Viridiplantae; Streptophyta; Magnoliopsida; Rosales; Cannabaceae
Product: EG45-like domain containing protein
Exons: 2
Coding region: 1-384 (127 amino acids)
Biological process (GO): systemic acquired resistance
Cellular component (GO): cell wall; apoplast
Source: RefSeq, a predicted model, not a curated record
AUGGAAAUGAGAGUACUAGUAGUUUGUGUAGGCAUGCUCAUAUGCCAGUUCUUAGUCGCAUUUGCACACAAAGGAACCGCAACUUUCUACACACCUCCCUAUACCCUGUCUGCAUGCAACGGAAAGAAAGAAGAAGGAGUUCUGAUCGCAGCAGCAAGCGAAGCCAUGUGGGAUGACAAGGCUGCAUGUGGAAGAAGGUAUAGGGUGAGAUGCAUCGGCGCCACCAACCACGACGGUAACCCAUGCAGAGGUGGCUCCGUCGUCGUCAAAAUCGUCGACUUUUGUCCCUCCGGUUGCCAAGGAACCAUUGAUCUCUCUCAAGAAGCUUUCGCUAUGAUCGCUGAUCCUGACGCUGGCAAAAUCAAGAUCAAGUUCACUCAGUAA